This is a messenger RNA of Rubroshorea leprosula, 1442 nucleotides long. The record is from the annotation of a GenBank genome assembly. Lineage: Eukaryota; Viridiplantae; Streptophyta; Magnoliopsida; Malvales; Dipterocarpaceae.
GCUUCUAUUCCUUUCUCCUUUGUACUUAUCUAAUCUUCUUACUCCUCUCCGUUUCAUGGCUUCACUUCCGUCUCCACUGCUUCUCACCACCAUUUCUGUACUCCUCUCGGUCAUCCUCACUCGUUGCUCGGUGGCAGUAACCACCAGUCCGUGCGAUUUCACUGCCAUUUUCAACUUCGGCGACUCCAACUCCGACACCGGUGGCUUAUCCGCCGCAUUCGGCCAGGCGUCUUGGCCCCACGGGGAGUCUUUCUUCGGAGGCCCCGCUGGCCGAUACUGCGACGGCCGCCUCAUAGUUGAUUUCAUAGCGGAGGGUCUUGGAUUACCGUAUCUAAGUGCGUACCUUGAUUCCGUGGGAAGCAAUUUCACUCAUGGAGCCAACUUUGCCACUGCCGGAUCCACCAUCAGACCUCAGAACACCACCCUUCGUCAGAGCGGUUUCAGCCCCAUUUCCUUAGACGAUCAGUGGGUCGAAUUCAAUGAUUUCCAUAGGAGAUCACAAAUUGUUCGUAGAAGAGGUGGAGUUUUCAAGAAAUUAUUGCCAAAGAAAGAAGAUUUUUCUCGCGCCUUGUACACCUUUGAUAUUGGUCAGAACGAUCUCACAGCAGGUUACUUCUCCAACAUGACCACUGAUGAAGUCAGAGCAUAUGUUCCGGAUUUGCUUAAUCAUUUCCAGAACAUUGUUAAGAAUGUAUACAGCCAAGGAGGCAGACGUUUUUGGAUACACAAUACAGGUCCUGUUGGAUGCCUGCCAUACGUCUUGGAUCGCAUUCCAGUCUCACCAUCUCAGAUUGAUAAAGCUGGAUGUGCCACUCCCUUCAAUGAGGUAGCUCGGUACUUCAACCGCGGAUUGAAGAAAGCUGUAAAACAAUUGCGCAAAGAUUUACCUCUAGCUGCUUUAACUUAUGUUGAUCUUUAUUCGCUCAAAUACACCCUUUUUAGUCAGGGAAGAAAGUAUGGGUUUCCACGACCAUUGAUAACAUGCUGCGGUCAUGGUGGGAAGUAUAACUACAAUAUGCACAUUGGGUGCGGAGCAAAGAUUAAGCGUCAUGGGAAGGAAGUGUUGGUGGGAAAGCCUUGUAAGGAUCCAUCUACUUCUGUUGUUUGGGAUGGAGUACACCUUUCUCAAGCAGCUAACAAAUGGAUCUUUGAUCGGAUUGUUGAUGGAUCCUUUUCGGACCCUCCAGUUCCAUUGAAAAUGGCAUGUUUUAGGAAGGAAUUAGCAUCGGAUCAGCAUUAGUUUCAAGAAAAAUUUGCUGAUUGUUAGAUGCUAUAGUGUGUGAUUCUUCUUUCCCUUUUUCCACUGAGGGUUUGCUGUGAUUGUCCAAACUGGUAUUGGUUCUGAUAAGAUCGUUUCUUAAUUUAAGAUUUUUUUCUCUUAAAAAUGUUGUACAGUUGAGAUUAUAUAACUUAAAUCAUAAUAUUAAAAGGAUUUAUUUAUU